AUGAAUAGUAAAAUGCACUUCGAAAGGGUUGGUUUAAAUUCAUUCAUGAUUUAUGUGAAUCUAAUAUGGGAAGCACGUUUUCACAGUUUAGAAGAAUACAUCACUGAAGUUGAAAAUUAUUUCCAAUUCAUAGAUGCCGAACGUCAAAUGAUGUCUAGAACUGAAGAAUGGAAAAGCGACAUUAAAUCACCGAUUCAUCACAAUGUACAACAUCAAUUGAAACCAGUAAAACGACGUGUGUAUUUAGCUACUGAUGAACCUAGUUUAUUCGAUGAAGCCAGAUUGAAAUAUCCUAAUUAUACAUUUUAUGGUGAUCGUAGACGUGCUGAUUCAGCUGCUAUCUCCAACCGAUUAAAUAAUGAUUCUAUUAUCGGCAUAGUCACUGACAUAUUAUUGCUAUCAAAAACCAAUUUUCUAGUUUGUACUUUUACUUCUAAUGUUUGUCGAUUAGCUUACGAAUUGAUGCAAUCUAAUCAUUUAGAAUUCGGUGAUGCAAGUCAACAAUUUCGUUCAUUAGAUGAUGUGUAUCAUUUUGUUGGACAACAACUUGCACCAUAUGAGGUAGUAAUAUCAAAUAUUGAAACCGAUUUAUCUCGUGGUGAUUUAGUUCAAUUUCUUGGUAAUCAUUGGAAUGGUUAUGCAGACGUUGAAAAAUUGAAUACCGGUCGCAAAGUCAUGGCACCAGCAUUUAAAUUUACUUCAAGGUUGAUGAGUGCUCCUAUGAUCGGUGCACAUACAAAUCGAUCUGAAUUUGUUCUUGAUAAUAAUAAAUAA
This is a messenger RNA of Schistosoma turkestanicum, 774 nucleotides long. NCBI's taxonomy places the organism in Eukaryota, Metazoa, Platyhelminthes, Trematoda, Strigeidida, Schistosomatidae. The record is from the annotation of a GenBank genome assembly.